Molecule: messenger RNA, 3438 nt
Organism: Candoia aspera
Lineage: Eukaryota; Metazoa; Chordata; Lepidosauria; Squamata; Candoiidae
Gene: ESRP1
Product: epithelial splicing regulatory protein 1
Exons: 14
Coding region: 1-2223 (740 amino acids)
Molecular function (GO): mRNA binding
Source: RefSeq, a predicted model, not a curated record
AUGCGUCCCCUCAGAGGGCGGGGCUGGAGGCAGGAGUCGAGAGGGAACGGCUGGAUCCCCGAUUUCGGAUUCCAGCUGGGCUAUGUAAAUGCGCCGCCCGGCUCCGCUUCGGUGCUUCCAGGGGCUCCAAAGAAAACCGUGGGACGGCCACGGGCCCUGCGGUUCGUAAGCAGGUGGGAGGAAGCCCUUCGCGGGGCGAUUCCGAAGGAAAGCCCGGAGUUUUACCGGGAGCCUCUCCUAACAGAGAAGAAGGCCACUUUCUCCUUGGGCGAAGGGACCAGGCCUCCGAGGGUCACCCCACCCCCCGGGCCAAGAAAGCCUCCUUCGCCGCCGCCUCUGGCCUCGCUUCCCGGGCGGGCUGGCGGGCGGGCUGGCGGGCGGGCUGCCAUAGCGCGGGGGCGAACUGAUCUCUUCCUUUCCUCCCCGCCCCCGGUUUCCCUGGAGGUGGGCAAUCUUCACCAAGUCCUGAUCGGGCCCGAUCGCCUGGCGCUGACGGACGAAUGCAGAGAGGAAACCGGCCUCGCCGAGGACAGUCUGGCGCUCGCCCCGCAGCUGGAGCAAGCCCUCGGGCAGUUCAACCAGUCUGUGAGCAAUGAACUAAAUAUUGGCGUUGGUACAUCCUUCUGUCUCUGUACUGAUGGGCAACUUCAUAUCAGGCAGGUUUUGCACCCUGAAGCAUCUAAAAAGAAUAUCUUGUUACCUGAAUGCUUCUACUCAUUUUUUGAUCUCCGAAAAGAAUUCAAGAAAUGUUGCCCUGGGUCACCUGAAAUUGACAAAUUAGAUGCUGGUUCCAUGAUACAAUAUCUGAAUCCUGACAAGGAGAGCUCAACACAGCGUUUUGGAAUGCACCAAGUGGAAGAUAUGGGAAAUGUCGUUUUAGUGCUAAUUUCAGAACCAUACAAUCACAGGUUUUCAGAUCCAGAAAGGGUGAACUAUAAAUUUGAAAGUGGAACCUGCAGCAAGAUGGAGCUUGUGGAUGAUAACACCGUAAUCCGAGCCAGAGGCUUACCGUGGCAGUCAUCGGACCAGGACAUUGCUAGGUUCUUCAAAGGCCUAAAUAUUGCCAAAGGAGGGGCUGCGCUUUGUCUCAAUGCCCAAGGCAGAAGAAAUGGAGAAGCCCUUGUCAGGUUUGUAAGUGAAGAGCACAGAGAACUAGCAUUGCAAAGACACAAGCAUCACAUGGGGAACCGGUAUAUUGAGGUGUACAAAGCAACAGGUGAGGACUUCCUGAAAAUUGCUGGAGGGACAUCCAAUGAAGUAGCCCAGUUCCUUUCUAAAGAAAACCAAGUGAUUGUUCGGAUGCGGGGUCUCCCAUUCAAUGUAACAUCAGAAGAAGUGUUAGCAUUUUUUGGUCAGCACUGUCCUGUGACGGGUGGAAAAGAAGGAAUCCUUUUUGUGACUUACCCUGACAAUAGGCCAACGGGAGAUGCAUUUGUGUUGUUUGCCUGUGAGGAAUAUGCACAAAAUGCACUAAAAAAGCACAAGGACUUGUUGGGUAAAAGGUACAUAGAACUUUUCAGGAGUACAGCAGCUGAGGUACAGCAGGUCCUGAACAGGUAUUCCUCUGCUCCUCUCAUUCCUCUCCCAAAUCCAUCUAUUCUUCCUGUGCUACCUCAGCAGUUUGUGCCUCCCACCACUGUCAGGGACUGUAUUCGUCUGCGUGGUCUUCCAUAUGCUGCCACUAUUGAGGACAUUUUGGGAUUCCUGGGGGAGUUUUCUGCAGAUAUCAGAACUCAUGGGGUUCACAUGGUAUUAAAUCACCAGGGUCGACCCUCAGGAGAUGCAUUUAUUCAAAUGAAGUCUUCAGACCGAGCCUUCUUAGCAGCUCAGAAGUGCCAUAAAAAAACCAUGAAAGACAGAUACGUUGAAGUCUUUCAAUGUUCUGCUGAGGAGAUGAACUUUGUAUUAAUGGGGGGCACUUUAAAUCGAAAUGGCUUAUCCCCACCACCAUGUAAGUUACCAUGUAUUUCUCCACCUUCAUACACUUUUCCAACACCCACCGCAAUAAUCCCAACAGAAGCAGCGCUCUACCAGCCUUCCAUACUCCUCAACCCACGCACCCUUCAGCCAUCCACAGCGUACUAUCCAGCCGGCACUCAGCUCUUCAUGAACUACACCACCUAUUACCCUAGCAUGCAGCAGAGAAUGGAUCUGUACACCCAGAUGGGUAGGCCAGGGCACUGCCCAAAGAACGGAUUCCUCUUUAAAGGCCCAAGUAGUUAAAUUUUCUGAACAAAGGCUCCAGCUCACAUCCAGUACAACUUCACUGAACAAAAAGGAAAUCCCGCUGAGCAGGCUCUGAAUUCUACAUGGCUGCAAUCUCCUAAAACAGAAUUUCCACUAUCUUGGAUAUCUGCUGGUGUCAGGAGGUUGUGUGGAUUUUUAAAAUAACAGAACAUGCACACAUACCAUCCCGGGAAUAGCCUUCCUCCUGUCCCUCAUUCUGUACGUGCCACUGAAAGCUUUGGGGACCACAGAAAGCACUACAUGAAAGCACCGCUGCCGAAUUCACAAGGGUAUUUGUAGGUAUCUUUUCCUGUAUUCAAAAUGUUACAUUUAUCCAUGAUCACCCAAAGUAUCCUACCAAGGUUAAGGCACUGCUAACAUUUGUUGAUACAGCACAUCAUGACAAACCAACUUUUUUUUAUUUCCAUGCACAUUUUUUUAAUAAAACAAAAGGGUCUGAAGACCUUCAGAGUUAUUCCAUGGAGGUUUGUGUAUGUGUGUGUGUUGUGUGUAUACACGUGUGUAUGUGUGCUUGGGUGUGUAUCACACACCUUGAUUUGUGUAUAUUUAUUUGUUUAACAAUAUUUUCCAGGUUCUAGGCAGGUUUACUUGUCAGUGUAAAAUGCAGUAUGGGGUGGGGAGGGGAGAGAGUGCUGUAUCAUUUUGUAAUAUAUAUCAUAUAAAUAUAUAAAUAUAUAUAAACUAAUGCUCUAAAAAAUUGUAUAUUGCACAUGACUACUGUAUAUUUAAGUUCCUCUACCCAGAUAAUCUAACAGUGGGGAGGCCAUUAAUGGUGUACAAAUCCUUCAACAAUUCUACUCUUUCCAGAAGCCAAUAUAUAACUUAUAAAUACUAGUAUCAAAUUAAACUUAGGCCGUGGACAGUUAUGAGGAUUUUCUCACUUUCUCACCAUUGUCUUUCCUGUUGAGGAAGGAAUUAAAAUGUGUGGAGUAAAAUGUAGAGAUCCACUACAUUAUAGGGGGCUGGGAUAUGAAAUUCUCAUUUUAAUGUUCUACAUCAAUUCUUCUGCUGGUGUUCUUAAUGAAUUAACAAAAACAUAAAAUUAAAAAGGGCUAUGUCACUGUUGUAAAAAUCAAUUUGAAUUGUUUUUGCUGGAUUCUGUACAAACCUGCUUGUAUGAAUGUUAUGCUCUUUGACUGAUGACUCACAUUACAGUUUCGUCUUCCACAAAUAUUAAACUGUUUUAAAUCA